Molecule: messenger RNA, 807 nt
Organism: Cryptosporidium muris RN66
Lineage: Eukaryota; Apicomplexa; Conoidasida; Eucoccidiorida; Cryptosporidiidae
Exons: 4
Coding region: 1-807 (268 amino acids)
Biological process (GO): protein folding in endoplasmic reticulum
Cellular component (GO): EMC complex; membrane
Source: RefSeq, a predicted model, not a curated record
AUGCUUUUAGAUUCAAAUAUACUAAUUUGGGCUACUAUACCUACCUGUAUAUUGGUCUUUUGUGGUGUAUUGCUGAGGUCACUAAUCCAGACCACAAACCAAACAGGAAAGAGACGAGCUACUAUAUCUGGAGAGACUAACACCAAUAUUAAUGACAGCUUACUCUCGAGCCAAAGGUCAAAACUACGCAAUUCAGAGUAUCAGCAGCAUUUAAAUAGAUCUGUUUUACUGCGUACUAAGGGCUUUCUUCUAUCGAAAGACUCACUUGAAAGACGUUCCUUAUUCUAUAUACAUAAAGAUCAUGGGUAUUUUAGAAAAGGACCACCUGCUCCAAAUCCUCUAGCUGCAUUUUCUAAUCCAGAUCAUUCUGCAUUAUCUGGAAUGAUGAAGAACCAAUUUGGCUUCUUAAUACUCAAUGGGGGAAUGGGAUUUCUAGUUAGUAGUCUUUUCUCUGGAUUUAUAGUAGCUAAAUUUCCUUUUCCUCUAGCAUUUUCCUUUAAGGGGAUGUUACAAAGAGGAAUAAGUUUCAUACCGAAUCUUGAUCCAUCCUUUUUAUCUGCAUUAUCAUUCUACUUUAUAGUAUUAUUAGGAUCAAAUGGACUCAUUACCUUAUUAUUUUACUACUUUAACUUUAACCAAAUCGGUAUAAUGUCCAUUGAUUUCCCUUCAAUGAACCCACAAGGUAACGUAAUUAAUGAUCUUAAAGAUUCUAAUCUUAUUGAAGAGAUUGACUCUUGGUCAAUAACUAAUGAGGAAUCCAUACUUGAUGUUAUUGAGGAUAAGCUAUUGCUUAAUGAACUUCCUUAG